Molecule: messenger RNA, 2016 nt
Organism: Sorex fumeus (smoky shrew)
Lineage: Eukaryota; Metazoa; Chordata; Mammalia; Eulipotyphla; Soricidae
Gene: PHF23
Product: PHD finger protein 23
Exons: 5
Coding region: 211-1428 (405 amino acids)
Biological process (GO): negative regulation of autophagosome maturation; negative regulation of autophagosome assembly; positive regulation of protein ubiquitination
Source: RefSeq, a predicted model, not a curated record
CCGGCGGCGCGGGGGGAGGGGGCCUGGUCCGGGAGUGCGGGAGGCUGUGGUAGAGGGAGGUGGUGGCAGCGACUAGCGGACUGGAGUCACCACCUGGCCGAGGCAGGAUCUCUGUGGAGCGAGGUAGUAGGAGCAUCGAGCACCGGAGGCGGCACCGGGAUCCCCGGCUCAGGGAAGGGGGGCGCCGGACCGGGAGGAGGGGAGGGGGCGAUGCUGGAAGCCAUGGCGGAGCCCAGUCCCGAAGAUCCACCUCCGACCCUUAAGCCAGAGACUCAGCCACCAGAGAAACGUAGAAGAACAAUUGAGGAUUUCAACAAAUUCUGCAGUUUUGUCUUGGCGUAUGCUGGUUAUAUCCCCCCUAGCAAAGAGGAAAGUGACUGGCCAGCCUCUGGCUCCAGCUCUCCAUUGCGCGGUGAGAGUGCUGCAGACAGUGAUGGCUGGGAUUCAGCCCCCUCAGAUCUCCGAACCAUCCAGACCUUUGUUAAGAAAGCAAAGUCAUCUAAGAGAAGGGCGGCUCAGACUGGUCCUACCCAGCCAGGACCCCCAAGGUCCACUUUCUCACGUCUGCAGACACCUGACAGUGCCACCCUACUUGAGAAGAUGAAGCUCAAGGACUCUCUCUUUGAUCUAGAUGGACCUAAAAUGACAUCUCCACUAUCCCCCUCAUCUCUGACACAUGCGUCCCGUCCCCCUGCUUCUCUUACCCCAGUGCCCCUUUCCCAGGGAGACCUCUCCCAGCCUCCUCGAAAGAAGGACAGAAAGAACCGAAAGUUGGGGCCAGGAGGGGGAACUGGCUUUGGGGUUCUUCGGAGGCCUCGACCAGCCCCUGGGGAUGGGGAAAAGAGGUCUCGAAUCAAGAAGAGCAAGAAGCGGAAGUUGAAAAAGGCAGAUCGGGGAGAUAGACUCCCACCUCCUGGGCCUCCACGGGCGCCUCCCAGUGAUACAGACUCUGAAGAGGAGGAGGAGGAGGAGGAAGAGGAGGAGGAGGAGGAGGAAGAAAUGGCAGCAGUUGUAGGCAGUGAAGCCCCAGUUCCUGUGCUGCCUAUACCACCUGAGGCUCCUAGAACCGCUGCCACCGUCCACCCUGAAGGAGUCCCCCCCACUGACGGUGAAAACAAGGAGGUAGGCAGCACUGAAACAAGCCAAGAUGGAGAUGCCAGCUCCAGUGAAGGAGAGAUGCGGGUAAUGGAUGAGGACAUCAUGGUAGAAUCAGGUGAUGACUCAUGGGAUCUCAUCACGUGUUACUGCCGAAAGCCCUUUGCAGGGAGGCCAAUGAUUGAGUGCAGCCUUUGUGGAACGUGGAUCCACCUCUCCUGUGCUAAGAUUAAGAAGACCAAUGUCCCUGACUUCUUUUACUGCCAGAAAUGCAAGGAACUGCGGCCAGAGGCCCGGCGGUUAGGAGGGCUUCCCAAAUCAGGAGAACCCUGACAUUGCCAUCUCUAGGCUGCAACGUCCAGAUGACAACAUAACUUGGGAAAUGUUCCUCAGGGUCCUCAGUCUUAUCCCCUGGAGCUUGGAUUUGUUCCAUUUCAAGGCAGGAAUUCCCAAGGAAGACUUGUUUGGAAAUGAGUAUUUCAUGUUCCUUUUCUACCCUCCCUCCCCACCUUGUGGACUCGAACUUGGAUCCAUUACAGUUGGAGGUGGAAGGCUGUUUGGGUCCCUAGACACUUAAUAUCUGUCCCUCAUAUUUGCCACCCCUCACUCUCUGGGCCAAGGUUGGAACUGGGAUGGAAUGAAACAGUUGUCUAUAAAACUAGUGUAAAUAUAGCAUUCCCCUCCUUCAUCUUCUAUCUCACUACCCGUUUAUUCUACACCGGUUGUAUUUUUAAUUUUGGAUUUCCCCUCUUGGGUAUGGCAGCUCAGAGGUAGCAUUACCAGCCAGAGCCCAUCUGAGGGAGGAAAGGAAACAGAAAGGUGAUGAUUCCCUCACCCUUUGUUUUUAAAAUAAUACUGGCCAGGUCUUUGUACAGACAGCCUGCGUGUUGUAAAUAAAAGAGUGGGCUCUUUGUGUUUAUA